AAGAAAAAAAUAAUUUCUGGCAUUCGAACAAAAAUAAUAUUUAGUAAUAUAUUUAUUUUCGCCGGAAAAAUUUAGAAAUUAAAUUGAUAUUUAAGUAAAAGGAUGUUUUAGUUCAAAAAUGUUAUAUUUGAGCUGAUAACUUGUGCAAGUGAAUUAUAUUGGGACACAUCACUUGUAUAAGCUGAUAUUUUCACAGCUUCUUUUACACAAACAUGAUAUUGUCGGAAGCAAGACUCAUUCUGACAGUAUGCCUUCUUGGAUUUCUUUCCUCUAUACCCAUUGAAAAACGUAAAUCUUUGCACCGUUAUAAGAGAACUAUGAAGCGUGACAAUGUUGUAUUAUUUAACAAACCUGUAGAAGUUGAAAAUGGUUUAGAAGGGACUGCAAAGUAUAUUAGUAACCCAAGAAUGGUACGUCCAUCAUUACGGUCCAGUGUUCCAGAGGAAGAUAUUGAUCUGCAAGUUUUACCAAAUGAUGUUGCUAAUAGUGGUGUUGUAGCAACAAAGGAUGGCACUAAUAAAGAGGAUAGCAUAGUGCAAGAAGCUAGUAAACCUGGACAAAUUAUUAAAGGGUUUGCACAAGAACCAAAUCCAACUGGUGCAGCACCUGCCAUCAGUCCAACUGGUAAUACUGCUCCUGAAGCUGCCAGUUCAUCUGGUUCUGCAGGUUCACUUGGUCCUACUGGUUCACCUAGUACUACAAGUUCACCUGGUUCACAAAAUGAUGAUGCUAAUAGUGGCGUUAUUGCAACAAAAGGUGACACUAAUAAGGAGAAUAACAUUAUACAAGAGGUUGAAAAACCUGGACAAAUUAUUAAAGGAUUUGCACAAGGACCAACUCCAACUGGUGCAGUGCCAAGUGGUACUGCUCCUGCUGGAACUCCUGGUCCUACAGCUGUACCUGCUGGUUCAAGGCCUCCUACAACCAGACCUCCUACAACCAGACCACCAACUACUAGGCUACCCACUACUAGGCCACCUACAACCAGGGCACCUACAACCAGGCCACCUACAACCAGGCCACCUACUACCCAACCUAUUACACAACGUCCCACCACAAUGCCUAUUGGAGGUACAUUUGACUAUGGUGGAGAUGAUUUAUUUGGCAAGCUUGGAAAAUAUGGUUUAAAUGCUCUCCCAGGUAAUCAAAAUGAUGAAAUAACUCAUCAACUUCAGGAAGCAGCAAAAGUUAUAAAUACUAUACCUAAAUUAGAUGGACUUAACAGUAAGCAAAACCAACCACCUAAUGCUAAUGAUGACAUAACAAGGAUUAGUAAUAUGACUCAAGCAUUACCAAAUGAAAAACCUUCAGAAACAUAUCCUAAUAGCAACAGUCAACCCUCUAUACUAGUUCCUCAAAUACAAAGCCUACAGCAAGGAUCUCAAAAUCUGUUAAGUGGGGUUUCAAAUGAAAAUUCUGUAACAACUAAUAACACAGGUGAUAUUUCUGGUAAACAUGAUAUAGCGGAACCAGUUACUACACCAACAGAAUCACCAACUGUUAACCCAUAUCUGCCUACUGAACAGUCAACCCCUCUACCUAAUCAGAAAACUACUCUUCCUGAUGAGAAAACUGUUCAGACCACAUCUAAUGGCACAGCUACUACUUCAAUAUCAUCAAUACAACAGCAGCAGCAAGAGUCACACAGCAUUACUGCAGGACAUAAAACAGAUACUGAGAACAAUGGUGAACUUAUUGGUUCAGUCAUGAAUAUAAAUCAUCAUACUGGAGAAUCUAAUCAAAAUACGAAUGACUUAAGUUACAACAGAAUUGAGAACUAUGGAAGUAACAAUAUAAUAGUUCCAGAAGAAUCUAAAAACCCUUAUUUACCUGAUGAAAAAGAUGUGAAUAAAGAAAACAGUCAAACCACGACUGAAUCACCUCAUCCAACAUUUAACCCCUACCUACCAAAAGAGGAAAACGCUCAAGGGGCAACUGAGAAAAUGCAAGGUGUUACGGAAACAACAACAGGUGUCCCUGAUGCAACAACAACACUGGCACCUGAUACAACACCUAUGCCUGACACAACAACUCCCGCUCCUGAUGUGACAACACCUGAAGUUUUAGAAACAACAACUGCAUAUGUCACAACAACUGCUCUUCCAGAUACAACAACACACAGUUUCAAUGAGACAACCACCUCAAGUGUUGUGGAAACUACACUUGCUCCAGAAACGACAUCAAGGCUUCUAGAGACCACAACAGUCUCACCAGAUACAACAUACAAUCCUUAUUUGCCAGUGGAAACAACCACACCUACAUCCACUAUGAGCACACCAACUACAGCACCCCAAUUUGUUGAAACAACGCCAAAAGGUCCAAACAAUGAAACCAAUAUUACAAAUCAAGCUGCUCUCUAUGGUAUAGCCAAUCAAAACAAGUAUAGGCUAGGUUAUGCUGAGAAAGACAUUCCAAUGGACUCAUCUGAAGCACAGAAAAUUCUGUCAGGUGAGAUGCAGCCGAAUGAAAUUAACUUUUCUCCAGAAAAUACAAAAACAUAUGAUGCUCUUAAGCAACAUGAGAUGAUAUUAGGUGCGGCACAAAACAAAAUGAAAAAUGGAUCUGUGGAGAAUACAUUAAUUGGGUAUUACAGUGAAGCGAAUACAGGAGGUUUUCAACCAGUAUCUAAUGGCAACGCCUUGUUGGAAAAUGCAACUUCAAGUGCAGACAACUCUGCAAAACUUGCAGUUCCCAGCUUGACUACUAACUACACAACAAAUAAAGUUAAAAUUGAAGAUAAUAGUACUACUGAUAGUGGUGUCAGCACUGCUCCAUCAUUUGGUGAUAAACCACAACCAGACAUUUUACCACAAGUUAAUACAGAAACUCCAGUUUAUGCAAAACCUAUGUCUGCUCAAUCCGAAAUUCCUGAAGCUAUGACCACACAGGUACAACCCAUUGUAGCUGAUCCAAAUUCCGUUCAGCCUGAUACUGUUCUGCCAAGUACAAAACCAAAGGCUGGAAAUAAAGAGAAUGCUUACAUUAACAAAGCUAAUAGUGGAAAUCUUUCAAUCCAAGGUGAUGCAGUACCAGUUGCUGCUGGUAAAGAUGUCAGUGUUGAAAUAGCAUCUCCCAACGGUCAAGAGGCAAUUUAUGAAAAGCCGGCAUUGCCACAAGAGCCAUAUUAUAGACCUGAAUUUCAUGGUGUUGCUGAAGUACCUUCUAUGCUUGCUGAAACUGGGCAGAAUGAGACAACAAUAACACUAUCAGCAAAGAAUGAAAGUGAAAUUAAACCUACACCAACUAAUGUAAGACCAGUUGAUAUGAACCAAGGCACGUCUUUGACAUUUACAACUCAAAAGCCAAUACAACAAACGCAGCAGCAAACUGUGGCACCAGUGGAAACAGGUCCUUUUGUUUAUCCUGUAACAUUUAACCAAUCAAGAUCUGGCAACGAGUAUCCUAUGCCACCUCCACCAGCUCCACCACCACCUAAAGUACAAAAUGAAAAUACUGGAAAUCAUGCAGAUGAAAUUACACCUCAUAAGGUAUACCUGCCUCCUCCACUCUACCAAUUUGAAAAUGGCACUAAAGUCGACUUUCAGAAGCAAAUGCCUGGUAAUCAAAAUAUGACUAUAGAGGAAUUGCAAAAUGUUUAUGCGGAAGCUGACAGGAAUGCAGCAUCUGAUUUAAAAGCUGGAAAGCCAUCAAUCUCUUCAACUAAGCUUGUUUCUGGCAGCGGUACUUUGUACAAAGGAGGUGCACUAAACCUUAGUUCUUUGAUAAAUGCAAACAAAGUCACUACAACUUUGCCUACCACAGCUAUUCCAGUUAAAACAACUGCAAAGCCUCUUACAAAUUGCCAAAGUGAUCGUGAAAUUGCCUCAAACCCAACUUCAUUUGACAUGUUCAAGCCUGAAUGCCUUCCGGAUGGUAGCUACAAGCCUAUGCAAUGCUAUGAACAUAAAAAUUUUGGAAAGUGGUGUUGGUGUGUGGAUGGUAAGGGUCAGGAAGUUAUAGGCUCCAAAGUUGACAAUGCAAGAAACAACGGUAAUUUAACUGAUGAAAAAUGUAAAACAUUGGGGACACAAAAUGCAACAGAAGAAUAUUGGACUGCAUUUUACAGACACACUACAACGACACCAACGCCAGCUGUUAUUGUGACUACAACUCCAAUUCCUAUUAUUCUUGCAGGAGUAGAGACCACGAAAGGACCAACACAAUGUCAAAAAGAAAGAAAACUUUCUCAAUCUUCUAUGAUGAAAGGUGAUACUUUUACACCAGAGUGCAAUGAAGAUGGUACCUACAAAAGCAGGCAGUGUUUUACACACCUUUAUUAUGGUAAACAAUGCUGGUGCGUAGAUAAACAUGGUCAGGAGAUUUUAGGAACCAGAAGAAUUGAUGGAUCACACCCCGAUUGCCAUAAAGUUACCAACGAAUUGUGUACAUACGAACCAAAGAAGGGAAAAUGCAGCAUGCACAUCACAAAGUUUUUUUACAACAUUCAAACAAAAGACUGUGAAUUUUUCGUUUACUCUGGUUGCGGCGGUAAUGCAAAUAACUUUAUGAGUGCUUUAGAGUGCGAAUCAAAGUGUAAAAAGGGAACAGCAUUACUGAUUGAAAUUCCUGCUGCAGCUGUAAACAAAAUUCAAACCAAAGAUGUAAACAAAACAAUGAAUGGAAGUACUGCAUUAUACCCGGAUGACACAAAAAAAGUUUAUUUCAAACCUUCAGCACAUAAACGAACUUUGGACUCCAGUGGAAGUGAAAUAACUAUAAAGUUUGGAAUUAUUGAGAGCUAUAAUGAUGACUUGAAAAAUAAUACUAAUCCUAGGAAUGCAAGAAUGAAGUUUAUGGUUAAUGAAGCUCUACGUAAAUUGUUUCCAAGAACAUAUCAAAAAGGACAUGUGUUAUCUAUUGAGCCACGAACUAUUCCAGGCAAUCAAAAUGAUGUGAAAUACACCACAAUGACAUUAACAACGUACUUCAAUGAGUCCAAUCCUGACACUAUUGUAAUGUUAAAGAAUGCUAUCAAUUCUGGAUCAUUAGGAGAUGUACCAACUAUUAUGAACAGCUGCGAAGUUGUGGAUGAUGCAAGUCAACAUAGCCGCAACGACGCUAACGAGGAGCGUGUAGAACAUACAUUUGUAACAGGAGGUUUGGAUUGCGUUAACAGUACAUACGGCUGUUGUGCUGAUGGAAAUAGUCCCGCGGAAGGUCCAAGUGGAAAAGGGUGUGCAGAAGAAAAUUGUCCUUGUACAAGCAUUGAAGCUGAGUUUGGAAUUAUGCAACCCUAUUCAGUAACUAUAGGUGAACCUAGUGAUUCUACCCACCAGAAGUUAUCAAACAAAAUUGAAAAAUGGUUAAAGGAUGAAGUCUAUUCAAAUGCAAAUGAAUUUAGUUCACUUGAAGUUGUUUCACUAAGUGAAAGAAAACAUGAAGGAGCAAUUGGUUCUGUAAGCUUGGUGGAAGCUGUCAUUAAAAUCAAUUUUGGUUUGCCGUUGAGCGAUCCUAUCACGCCUCUAAAACAUCAUAUUGACACAUCAAAUUUAGUUUUACCAGUAUUACCGAAAACAUUGGUUGUCGCAAAAGAAGAUGAAAAGGCUAAAAACAAAGAAGGCAAAAUGAUCGGUGUAGUAGGUAGCAAUGGAGAAACGUCACGCAUAACUCCUGAAGCAUUUGAAAAACCAUUUGCAAUGUUUUCCUCGCCUGAAACCAAGUAUGAACAAAACGCGGAAGGUCGAAGUCCAGGGGAGAAUGAAGAAGAAGAAGGCUAUAAAACCAAGAAGUUGACUUUGAUGCUAGCACGACCGCUGAAGUAUUUCCAAAUGGGGAAAUACAUGGCACAUAUUGAUGCAGGUAAUCCUGCAUUGAUCGUACCAAGUGAAAAGAAUGAUGGUACAUACGAGGCUCAUAAAGUAUUUCCUCCAUUUGCUGGUAGAUAUAAUACCGAAUUAAUUCCAAUUUAUAACAAGAAUGGAAAAAAGAUUGCUAAUGUGGACUUUGAAGCAGCUCUUAAAAGGUACCAAGGCGACGUGCAUAAUAAACGGAGCAACAUCCCUCACCAUGUAGAAAUCAAUCAAACCUCGUUCUUGUCUGAGAUUGCUGCCAUGCUGAAUUUUGAUCACUUUGAAGGGGAUAAGAUCUUAGAUUCAUCCGGCCAUGGAAAUGAUGGUUUAAUGUCAGGUGCUGCCACAUUAAUGCAUGCCAAUUACUCAUGCGGUAUGGCAUGCUGGCUUAGCGGCGGUGUCAUCACAUUUGAUGGAAGCCGUUUUAAUCCUAAACCAAGCACAGCGAUAUCAAUUGCAACCUGGAUGAAAUUAGGCUCAACUUCUGGAAUACAGUCGGUAUUUUCAACAGUUGGAUUUUCUCAUAAUGAUGGACAAUUUCUGUUAGAGGUCAAUGAUGGCAAACUUAUUUGGAAACACACUAAUGAGCAGCAGUAUGUCGUGUUUGAUUGUGAAACCUCAGACGUUGUUAUACAACCAGACCAAUGGGUGCAUGUAACAGCAACAUACGAUUCCGCAGAACGUAAGGCUAAACUUUAUAUCAAUGCUGAACUCAUGAAAGAAAUUAAUGGUACCGGAUUGCUGUCUCAAGAUUGGGGCCAAGAAGCUGUAAUUGGAAGUAAAAACGAAGGCAAUGAAUUUAAGGGAUGGUUUGACGAAUUCGUUAUUGCCACUAAAGCGCUUUCAAAAUCAGAAAUCAGCGAUUUGGUUAAAGCUUGUGCAUAUGGAAUUCCAUCGCCACAUUUUGGUCUGGACUUCCCCUGUAAAGAAUGCAAUAUUUCCACAACCGCAUCUCCAAGCACGACAGUUAGCACUACCCAAGGAAGUAGCUCGUCCACUGGUCCGACAGUAAGCACUACUCAGGGCAGCAGUACAUCUACUGGACCCACUGUCAGUACUACUCAAGGCAGCAGUACAUCUACAGGCCCAACAGUUAGCACUACACAAGGAAGUAGCACCUCUACUGGUCCAACAGUAAGCACUACUCAAGGUAGCAGUACAUCUACUGGUCCUACAGUAAGCACUACUCCUGGUAAUAGUACUUCUACUGAUCCAACAGUUAGCACUACCCAAGGAAGCAGCUCAUCCACUGGUCCAACAGUUAGCACUACUCCAGGUAGUAGUACUUCUACUGGUCCAACAGUUAGCACUACCCAAGGAAGCAGCUCAUCCACUGGUCCAACAGUUAGCACUACUCCAGGUAGUAGUACUUCUACUGGUCCAACAGUUAGCACUACCCAAGGAAGCAGCUUAUCCACUGGUCCAACAGUUAGCACUACUUCAGCUAGUAGCACCUCUACUGGUCCAACAGCAAGCACCACUCCAAGCAGUAGUACAUCUACAGGCCCAACAGUAAGCACUACUCAAGGCAGUAGCUCAUCUACUGGACCAACAGUGAGCACUACUACAAGUAGUGGCACUUCUACUGGUCCGACAGUAAGUACUACUCAAGGUAGUAGUACGUCUACAGUUAGCACAACAGCUAGUGUUAGCACGACAAAAGCAAUUAGCAAUGAAACCACACUCGGAACUACUCCGACAGGUGUGACCACUCCAACAACGCCUUCACCAACAGUCCCACCUAUUCGAUCAUGUCGGGAAUAUUAUGAUCGUUGUCACAGAAGACGUGAUGGCACGUAUCGUUUGACAUCAGUAUCUGAAGAAGAAUCUGCAGAAUCAUUUUAUACAUAUUGCGACAUGACACGUGACCUAGGAGGCUGGACCUUACUUGUUACCAGUAAAAAUUCCGGAGACUGGACUGAGGAAAAUUUGAUCAAUCAUGGUGGAGAUAAUCCUUCACUUCAAUCAGACUUCUCAAUUUUAUCACGUGCAGACGACAUUACUUCGAUAGUUGAUGAAGGCUUUGAAUACCGACUGGAGGCCGGCGAACCAGGACAGUUUGGUGGAAUUUGGAAAGCACCAUCUAACUAUAAGAUUAUUUCAAAUUACAACAAUCAAACUGACGUAACACUUGAAAAAAAAUUUAGUCAAUGGGACUUUAUUGGAUCUAGUAUCAGAUACAGAAUGCCAUAUAUACCUAUGGGUAGCAGUAAAGCCUUGUUUACGACUGCUGAAAACCCUGAUAGUGAUGACUUUGGUACGAUCAUCUCAAAAGAAAGAAAAUAUACGCCAGCACCAUGGAUUAAAGGAGUUGCCGAAAACCCAUUGAAUAUAUGGUACUGGUUGAAAGAAGCUAAAGGUACCUUCACUCACAUGAACAACAAUGUGCAAACAAAUAGCCCAAUUAACAUAUUUUACUACAAUGUUGAAGUUGUCAAUAACGAAACAAAAAUUAUCCUGGAAUGGACUCUUGGUAGUGAACGCAAGUCACAAAUACUUGAAAUUCAUAGUGUAACAAGGAUGGUGAACGAAUUGAGAACAACUGUUCCUCAGCCACCUGGUGUCACAUUCAAAGUUUUAAGACAUGCUGACCGAUCACCAUUAUAUAUUGAUGGCCAAGAGGAAAUGGAAGUAUUGCCAUCGACUUCUCGAGAGGAGUUUUCUCUUUUGCCUAUUUCUUCAGUAAAAGAAGAUAACAAAGCUGAAGAGAUGAACGUCUAUUACUUUAACUACCAGUUUGUCAAUUACGCUGGUGGCCAAGUUGAUAUUUCAUUUGAAGAAUUUGGACGUCCAGAGACUGUACGCUUAGAUGCUGAUGAUGUGUUAAACUGGCUACGCGUAUUUAGAUCAAAAGAGGAUCCGUUUUUUGUUUUAAAAGCCACUAACAAAUCAAAUGGUGUUCCCUUAAAAAUCAAUGGCGAAGAUGAAUACCAUAUGAUAUCGCAUGACAAUAGACUUGACGUCUUUGUUGUUGACAUAUCUGCAACUGGAGAAAAUAUAGCAACUGCACCAACCACCUACUUCUUAAAUAUGAAUGUUCAAAACAAUGCUGGAACAAGAAUAACUAUCACCUGGCGAGAUGGCAUUAAAGAAACGGACAUUGACGAAGGAGCCAAAGGAGAAUUCACUUACAACAUUACAUCUUAUGUCAAGAAUCUACCACAGUACAACUUCAUGAUGGUUAGAUACGGUACUAACAUAUCCGAGCUGGUAAAUAUGGAGUCAGUGAUCAUGGUUCAUCCCACAACUGAAGUGAAUGCCCAGAUAGCUACCUAUACUGUUACAUCGUCAGGUACUAGCACAUCUACGGUUGACAAUUUAAGAGAAGAUCCUGUUUGUCCUCCUGCAAUUGAUGGAGACUACUCAGAAUGGACAACUUGGACAACUUGUAGUGUAACAUGUGGAAAUGGGUAUAAAGCAAGGACAAGACAGUGUAAUAGUCCUCCUCCAGAAAAUGGUGGUAGAUCAUGCAUUGAUCAGGGCUUGGGAGAACCUACCCAAACGGCCAUUUGUUAUAUGGAAGCUUGCAACAGGCCAACUGGAAUGAUCACAUAUCGCCUGUACUCCAUUAUUGUCAAUAAAUUAGAUUCUGCUGCGCGUGUAACUGCAACGCAGUCUGGACGAAUAGUGUACGAUAAAACCAUACACACUGGCCGACGAUUUGAAGAAAGUCUCACAACAGAGACUUCUAAUGGCACUGUGCCUGAUCCAUAUAUCUUCUCUGCCACAGACAUUGAUGGUGUGGUGACUUAUUAUGUAAACAAUGGAGAAACCUAUAAUGUACCUUGGAAUGAAAACGUCAUUUAUUAUGUUAUGUACAUUGCUAAACAUCCAGGACCCGUUGGUGAAUCCAAAUUGUACUACAUUAAUAUUGAUUUCAAUAAUCUUGCAAGUGGUAAUGCUUCCGUUCAAUAUAAAGAAUUUGAGUAUGAUAGAGAAAGAAUUGUGUUAUACAGUGCCAUGUAUUCUAUUGAAAUCGCUGCUAUGCUGACAGAACGCCCUAUGUUUACCAUGAUUGCCAGAAAUGAAGCCAAUGGAAAUCCAUUUUUCUUGAAUGGACAAACUGAGUGGAAAGUUAGUGGUUCUGAGUUCAAGGGCGAACGUAACUUAAUCGAUAUUACAGACCAAGGAUCCAGCACCACUGGCAAUGCUCAACGAUACUUCCUUAACUUGGAGAUUAUCAAUAACGCUAACACAGGUGUGGCCGUCCAGCUUGAAGGUAACUCAGCACCAAUUAAAAUACCAAUGCGAGGUGUUGUGAAAAUCAAGGAAACCAUUAUUGCUGUCAACAAGCCUGUUGGAAACGUUUAUCGUGUGUUUGAAGACAGUGCAUCACAAACAGUGCUGUAUUUGAAUGGUAAAGAAGAACUAAAUAUUGCUCCAUCUGUUAAAGAUGAAGUGUACAGAAUAUUUAUUACUGGAAAGGAUAAGACAACGCCCCUUCAAGUGUACUACUUGAAUCUACAAUUCAUCAACAUGUAUGGACAAAACACAGUCACUGUAUCUUGGGCUGACAACCACACAAUGGUCUCACAAGACAUACCAGGACUUGGAGAAGCAUUUAAAGAAUCAACCGUCGCUCUGUCCUCUCCUCCCCAACCUAUUUACAUACAAGGCAAAAUCAAAGGAACAAAUCAGUCAGUAAUGUUGAAUGGUCAGGCAAUGUAUCCAGCCAUAGCAACUGAGACACAAAAGACUAUACAAAUUACCCUUGGGGAAGAUGGAAAUGUCCCUGUUCCUGGACCAGUCAAGGUGUACUACAUACGUCUUGAGGUUUCAAACUACCGAAGUGAUGAUGUUACUCUAAAAUGGUUAUCUGACAACAUUCCUCGACAGCAAAUAAGCCAGAGCAGUUCAAAAAUGAUCGUUAAUCAAAUUCAAGUAGCAUCCACUCAACCUGCUGAUGUAAACUUCACUGCUGUAGAUUCAAAUGGUGUAGCUUUGUAUCUGAACAAUAUGGAAGUUUUAACUGUAACUCCAACCAUUGUAGAAGAAACAGUUACAGUCAUCUUAGGUCAAGUUAUCAAACCAGGAGUGACUACAACAAUGACACCAACUGUAUCAACCACAUCUGGCACAACAUCUGCAACUACAACGGUCUCUCCGAGACCUGGCGAAAUGAAAAACUAUUAUGUCAGAAUCGAAAUUAACAACUAUGGAAAUAAAGACAUCAAUAUCAAGUAUACCGAAAAUUGGGAAGAUCGUGAAACUGCUGUUCAGAAAAGAUCGUCUGUUACAAUCAAUAUGAUCAUACCAUCUGUUAUACCUCCAGAAGCGAUUGUCUUCCGUGCGUUUGAAGCAGGCACUACUAAUGUUGUAUUGAUGAAUGAAGAAGAAUCUAUUGAAGUGUUACCAGAUUUGCAGGACCGUAAAACGAUUGCGAAUAUUGGUUCUCCAACAACUACAUGGCAUUAUGUAUUAAUUUUGAGUAAUCAAAGAACACAGCCUGUGACUGUUCGUUAUGUAAAGCAUAACGAAAAUAUUGUAAAAGAAUUAGGUCCAUACUCACAGUUUAUUGAUCCAUGGCAAGUCAUACAACCGACAAGACCUGAACCUUUGCAAAUCACUGCUUCUGAUAGUGUGACAAAUAAUCCAGUUUUGGUUAAUGGUGUGACGUCUUACAGCGUUGAAGCGACAGCUACUACUGUCCCAAUGAAUAUAAUUAUUGGAGGUGGUAAUGGUGACAAUAGUAAUAAUGGCACCACAGGCGCAACCUCUAAAACGUACUAUGUCAGUGUUCAAAUAACCAACAACCAUAACACUGGGAUUGAUAUAAGAUACCAGGAAGAUUUACAGGAAGUUACGCGUAAGGUUGAGAAAGGUGGUGUUCAACUCAUUGAUUUUGUUAUAAACACAGCCAUGGUACCGCGUGACGUUUCAUUUUACGCAGUUGAAAGCAAUACUUUCAAUGUUGUUUAUUUGAACGAUCGAGCUAGCUUUGAAGUAAGACCAAGUGAAGUCAGAAACACCAUAACGCUUACGGCAGGUGGAGACUCAAUAGGCAAUCUGGAAACCUAUUACUUGAAUGUUCUUAUCACUAAUCAUGGUUCGAAAACAUACAGUUUUAAAUAUCCACCUGCAACAGGCAGACAUAUUGAAUUACGUCCAGGUGGUGAAUACAAAAUAACUACACAGGUGAAGUUAGCUGAAGCUCCUAAUCCAGUAAAAAUCAUUUCGUAUGAAAUGGUGUCAGGUGUACAAGGUGCAUCAAAGACUUAUGAGUUAAUCAUGAGUACGGAUCCAUCACUUCAAACCCUGGAUUUAUCAGGUGGAGGCAGCCAAUUUCAGAUGUAUUAUCUAAAUUUACUAUUGCAAAAUAUGGGCACUUCAAUCGUACAGGUUAUGGCUCCUGGUUUGCAAUUGCCACAAACACUGUUGCCAAAUACAGUUGGCUAUAUUGGUUUGAAACAGGAAGUAGCUCAAAAGCCUGAUGCAAUAAAUAUCUUUGUUACUGGAGCAGGAAAGACAAGAACAAUAACAGUAGAAUAUUCACUAUCUCCAAACAAUCAAACGAUAAAUGUUGCAAGUGCAGGGAGUGGUAAUGGUACAAAUGGUGCAGGGACUGGUACAAUGCAAAUGUAUUAUGCAAACGUUCUCUUAGAAAACUCUGGUUCAAAUACAAUACAAGUUAUGGGUCCUGGUUUACAUAUGCCAUUGGUGCUUCAACCUAAUAUUGUUGGUUAUAUUAGUUUGAAAAAGGAAGCAACAGAGAAGCCUGAUGCAAUAAAUAUCUUUGUUACUGAAGCAGGAAAGACAAGAACAGUAACAGUAGAAUAUUCACUAUCUCCAAAUAAUCAAACGAUAAAUGUUGCAAAUGCAGGGAGUGGUAAUGGUGAAAAUGGCGCAGGGACUGGUACAAUGCAAAUGUAUUAUGCAAACGUUCUCUUAGAAAACUCUGGUUCAAAUACAGUUCAAAUAAUGGCCCCUGGCUUACAUAUGCCAUUGGUGCUUCAACCUAAUAUUAUUGGUUAUAUUGGUUUGAAAAAGGAAGCAACAGAGAAGCCUGAUGCAAUAAAUAUGUUUGUUUCUGAAGCAGGAAAGACAAGAACAAUAACAGUAGAAUAUUCACUAUCUCCAAACAAUCAAACGAUAAAUGUUGCAAAUGCAGAAAGUGGUAAUGGUGAAAAUGGUGCAGGGACUGGUACAUUGCAAAUGUAUUAUGUGAAUGCUCUCUUAAAAAACUCUGGUUCAAAUACAGUGCAAGUAACAGGUCCUGGCUUACUUUUGCCAUUGAUGCUUCAACCUAAUUUCGUAGGUUAUAUUGGUUUGAAACAAGAAGCAACACAAAAGCCUAGUGCAAUAAAUAUAUUUGUUACCGAAGCAGGAAAAACAGCACCUCUCCCAUUGGAGUAUUCAUUAUCUGCUGAAAAUCGUACUAUUAAAAUUGGAAAUAUGGCCGGUAAUGUGAACGGAGCGAAUGGUAGCAGCACAAGCGGUGAAACAAAAUCAUAUCAUUUGAAAGUAAUUUUAGCGAACGCAGGAACAUCAUCUGUAGCUGUAAAAUUGCCACAGCAGCCUUGGCCUAUACCAAUACAACAAGGAUACCCACUUUAUUAUGCAACGGAAGCACAAUCUGCAAACACACCUGAUCCUGUUAGCAUUGAAGUCACAGAAGGUGAUGGUGCUGACAAGAAAUCAAGAACUGUGUUGUUGGAAUAUAAACUGUCUCCUGAAAAUCAAACUAUAAGUUUAGGUGCAGGUUCAAAUUCUGUUGAAGCCGCACACGAAGGUAGUCUCACAAUGGCAACUGGAACCACAGAUGUUUUUAGUGGAGGUGUAAUGCAUGACAGUCCAACACAAGGUGAUACAUCCUCAGCACUACAAGCUACGGUUACUGGAGGUAUCAUCACACAAGGUGGCACACCCACUAUGCAAAGAAGCAUGGGUGGAACUACAAUGCCACUAGGCGGAAAUGCGACACGAAAUGGCUAUGUGGGUGGAAACACAGUUACUGGUGGCACAAUGACACAAGGUGGUGCAUCGACCAUGCAAGGUAGUAGCAUGGGUGGAACCACAAUGUCUUCAGGUGGAACAACAAUGUCCUCAGGUGGAAAUAUGGCUCAAGGUGGCAAUAUGACUGGAAGCACAGUUACUGGUGGAUCAAUGACACAAGGUGGUGCAUCUACCAUGCAAGGAAGUAGUAUGGGUGGAACCACAAUGCCAUCAGGUGGAAAUAUGGCUCAAGGUGGCAAUAUUACUGGAAGCACAGUUACUGGUGGAUCAAUGACACAAGGUGGUGCAUCUACCAUGAAAGGAAGUAAUUUGGGUGGAACCACAAUGUCACCAGGUGGAAAUAUUGCACAAGGUGGGAACGGGAAUGGAAGCACAGUUGUUGGUGGAACAAUGACACAAGGUGGUGCAUCUACUAUGCAAAGUGGUAGCAUGAGUGGAACCAUAAUGUCUUCAGGUGGAAAUCUGGCACAUAAUGGCAACGGGAAUGGAAGUACAGUUGCUGGUAGCACAAUGACACAAGGUGGUAUAUCUAGCAUGCAAGGUGGUAGCAUGGGUGGAACAACGACGUCAUCAGGUGUAAAUAUGGCACAAGGAAGCAACGGAAUUGAAAGCACAGUUACUGGUGGAACAAUAACACAAGGUGGUGCAUCUACUAUGCAAGGUGGUACCAUGAAUGGAACCACAAUGUCUUCAGGUGGAAAUAUGGCACAAGGUGGCAACGGGACUGGAAGCACAGUUACUGGUGGCGCAAUGACACAAGGUGGUAUAUCUAGCAUGCAAGGUGGUAGCAUGGGUGGAACCACGACGUCAUCAGGUGUAAAUAUGGCACAAGGAAGCAACGGAAUUGAAAGCACAGUUACUGGUGGAACAAUAACACAAGGUGGUGCAUCUACUAUGCAAGGUGGUACCAUGAAUGGAACCACAAUGUCUUCAGGUGGAAAUAUGGCACAAGGUGGCAACGGGACUGGAAGUACAGUUACUGGUGGAACAAUUACACAAGGUGGUGAGUCCACCAUUCAAGGUGGUAGUAUGGGCGGAAGCACAACAACAUCUGGAGGAAGUAUGACACAAGGUGGCAAUGGGACUGGAAGCACAGUUACUGGUGGAACAAUAACACAAGGUGGUUCAUCUACGAUGCAAGGUGGUAGCAUAGAUGGAACCACAACAUCAUCUGGAGGAGGUAUGACGCAAGAUGGAAGCACAGUUACUGGUGCAGUUACAACACAACCUGACGCAUCCAGCAGUGGAGCUAAUACACAAAAUAAAACUUCUACAUCAGGUGGUAGCACUGGUGGAACCACUGUAAUACCGGGUGGAACUUCAACACAAAGUGGAAUGUCUAUUACGCAAAGUGGUAACAUAGGUGGUAUCACAACAAUAACUAACGGUACUACGAUGCAGGGAGGUGCUGCUACUGCACAAGGUGGAACAAUGACGAGUAGUGGCAAUAGCGUGACUCGUCCAGCUCUGGCAAAAGCAUAUAAUAUGCGAUUGACUUUCACCAAUUACGGUAAGCCACAGUCGGUACUCAUUACUAUCAAACAAAAAGAUAAACCUGAUGAAACAUUUGAAGUACCCAGCAAUGGGUUAAUGGAUAGAGUUAUUCAAGAAAUAUCUACCUCGCUGCCAAGUCCAUUAGCAAUAACAGCCGUUGAAAAAGGAACCAACAAAGUUGUAAACAUUAAAGGCGAGGCAGAGCAUAAUGAGGAAUUUCAGGAACCCAUGCCAAGUGGUGAAAUGAAAGGUGUUUCAUUUACCCUCGGAUCAGAAACACUGGGUACUGAUAUUCCAAGUACUGGGGUAUAUCACAACAACCUGAUGGCUUCCAAUGUUGAACCUCAGAAUAUAUAUUAUGUGAGCAUUCAAGUUGAUAACGAAAAAUCUAACGAAACUGUUAUAUUACGCUGGAUUCUACCAGAAGCAAUCAGCGAUGAAAAACCUAUCCCAGCUCAUUCAGUUGUGGCUCAUGAAUUUCAAAUUGGAGCUGUUGAUGUUCCAUCGCCAAUCGAGUUCCAAGCUCAUGUGAAGCGGACAGGAAAUGUUGUUAUGCUGAAUGGUAACGAGAAAUUGUAUGUUAAACCAACCAUGAAUAAAAAAACCAUGUUUAUAAAUUUGGAAAGCGAACCAGCUACAGAUUCAGCUGCUACGGGAAAACCUGAAUCCAAGAUAUAUUACACGAGCGUGCAUUUGAACAACAAUGAAAACAGAGAUAUUUUGGUUAAAUGGAAGGAGAUUGACGAAGUCAAAAAUGGAACUAUACCAGCCGGUGGAGCAUUAGUUCAAGAAUUUGUCAUCAAAGCCAAUACAGAACCAGAUAAAGUUGUAUUCACUGCAUAUGAUCCUAGUAACAUGGCAAUCGUAAGUAUAAACGGAAAACAAGACUUGGUUAUUACUCCUUCGAUUCAAAAGAACAGAGUAACAGCAAACAUCGGUACUGGAGCAGGCCAAGGAAAAACGUACUACGUCAACUAUAAUAUUGUCAAUCAAAUUCCAAAUGGUAACGUCACUUUAAGUUGGACAGAAAAUGGAGAAUCGAAGGAGACAUCCUUAUCCGGUUUGGGAACUGCAACCUACCAAAGUCAAUUUUUGUCUACCAGUACACCAAACAUGAUUAACAUAGAAGGCAAAGGUGAUGCAUCCUUGGGGACUAUUCUAAUUAAUGGAAAGGCUGACUUCGAUAUGGAGCCAAGAGAUACAGCAGAGUUUUUAAAUCUGGAAAUAACUAGUAGUGCAGGUGCCUCCUCUUUGGCAAGCUCGACAACAUCAACUGUGUCACCAGCAUCACAAAGCUCCUCUCAAUCAACUGCAGGUUCGAAUACUGGAGCAGAUAAAACAUAUUACAUUAGCAUACGAGUCGAAAACAAAAUCAACAAACCAGUUUGGCUUGUGUUUGCCGAAAAUGGUCAUCCUGGAGAGCGAGAAAUACCAGCAAAUUCGGUCCAAACUGCUGAAUUUAUAACAACCUCUGCAUCUCCUCCUGAGAAAGACGUUGUCUUCAAAGUGUACUCCUACGACCGUAAGAUCCAACACUUAAUCAACAAUAACCAAGAAGCUAUAAUACCUCCGAGCACCGAACGAAAGGAAACUUCCCUUAUUAUUACUGACUCGCAACAAAAGGUAUUAUACAUCAACUUGCAUGUAACAAAUAACGCUGGUAAGAAGGUUACUUUGGUAUGGAGUGAAGAUGACAGUCCAAAGACUGAAGAUAUAGAAAACGAAGCUUCGAGGAAUUUAACUAAAAUUAUCCGCACAUCAGAUGACCGUCUACCAGAAUAUGAAUUUCAAGUACAUGAGUUUGGAACCAAUAGGAACCUUUUAAUUAAUGGACAACAGACGUUUACUAUCACACCAAGUGAUGAUGAAGAAGCAGUAACCUAUAUCAACAUUUCACCAUCAAGUGAUAAUGGCAAUCAUGGACCAGCUUCUGCUAGUGAAGUGACAGAAACCCAUCUAGUUGUACUAUUCGACAGUCAAUUGGAUCGCAUGAUAAAAAUCAUUCCUAGCCGAAGUAGUCGAGGAAAGUAUUUUGUAGAACCACGUGGAUACCUGCAGGUGAACAUUACAAUCGACAGUCAAGAUCCAUUUCAAGAAAUAACCUUCAAAGCUGUUGAUCAGGAGAAGCAGAUAAAGCUUUUACUGAACAAUUCAGAAUGGAUAUCUCUUAAACCAACCACAGAUAAAGAUUUUGAAUACAAAGUAGUUAUCACACCCCAAGCCUUGAAAGUUAUUCCAAGCCAUUCGUAUGCACUUCUGGAAAUAAAUGACGACCAGAUCUACGGUGAUCCUCCGCUCAUGGCACAUGGUCAAAUUGUUGGCGUAGAUGGUGGUGGCUUACUCUUUAAUGGUGUAGACACCUGGCUUGACGCCUCCUUUAAAUCAAACGAUUGUUUGAUCAAACCAGGAUUAUGUUUGAAUGGUUUUACAGUUGCAUUAAAAGCUGCGUUUAUGACCUCUCCUGAUGUUAGGUACAUCCUGGACAGUGGCGCACAUGGUGGAUCUUUUCCUGGUGUGUCUUUAUAUAUGAAGGGCGACAAAUUGCACUACCAACUCACAACGAACGAUAGAACAUGGACCGUUGAACACCAACCUGUAGUAGACGGAGAAAAAUGGUCCUACCUCAUCGCAACAUGGCAUCCAGAAAAGGGUCUCUCUCUGUAUGUAAAUGCUUUAUUAGUUGCCACAGACAAUCGAGGAGUGCAUAUUCAACAGUCGACAUCAAAUGAAAUCAAUCCAAACUUUAGUAUUGGACGCAAUAUUCGCGGAGAAGCGUUUGCUUCAGUUAAAAUAAGUUCGUUCACAACCUUUAACACAUAUAUUGAAGCUGCAGAUGUACCGAAUGUUUACAUGUUCUUCUGGAGCAGCUAUGCUGCCCAAGCUUACUACGCCAAACUGCGCAUAUACAACGAAGUUGGUCGGGAUGUUUCAUUGAUACCAGAUAAAGGGAAAAGCGAUGGUUUUCUGAUUCAACCAGGAAAACCUAUGGAGAUUACUUUGAUUGAUUUGUCCACUGAUGGUAAAUCUGUUUCGCCAGUAUUUUUCAACGUAUCUGACGUGGAAACAGGAAUGCCGUUAUUGAUCAACAACAAUGGAAAGCCACACGAAAUUUUGCCCACUGAGAAUCAGUCGGAAUACAUUGACCUGAUCAUUACUUCACCAUCUCCUGGUGCCAACCCUUCCUUUAUUUGGUUGACAACUACAUUGAAAAAUAGUCAAAUACCAACAAAUCCUCCAAUUGUUGUGAAUGGCGAAGUGCAGGUUGUUGAUGGUGGUAUUUUCAUGGAUGGUGCCAAGGGAUCUCUGACAGUAGGGGAGUUUGAUGGAGACUGCUUUGCAAAUCCAAUGUUAUGUGACCAAGGGAUGACUGUGGCUGGUAAAAUCAUGUUAGAUGAUAGUAUAUCAGCGUACAGCACACCAAAAUAUGUGAUUGAUUCUGGUGGCCAUCGCGGGCAAGGUUUCUCUGUUUAUUUACAAAACGGACAAAUGUUUGCUGAAAUCUCAUACAACAGUAAAAUGUGGAGAACUCGAAACAAUGUACCACGUAACAAAUGGUUAUUCUUUGUCAUCACUUGGGCCAAAGAUAAGGGACUGACAAUGUACAUCAAUGGUGAAUCUAACUCAAAAACAGAUGAAAUUGAAGUGCAAGAACACGGUGCUGAGAAGGACCCAAAGAUCACAAUAGGAAUUGAAAACACGAAUAAUGCUGAUACAAAAGCAAGCCUGACCAGUAACAUUUUCAUAUUGUUUGAUCAAUACGUUACCAAAACAGAAGCAUCGAAAAUAUAUGUUUAUUACUGGGGACAUUCCACUACAAUUUCUACCGAUCGUUUCAUUAACGUCAACUUCGAAAACAAAGCUGGCGAAGAUAUCGUCUUAUAUCCCGAUAAAGGCGAACACAAAACGAAUGGAUACUCCAUCAAACCUAGAAUGAUCCUAGAGUUACGUUUAGUAGAACAAGGCACUCAAACUAACUUCCCAGUCACAUUCCGAGCUAAAAGUACUGCCUCUGGAGAGUCAUUACCACUAGAUGGUGAACAGACAUAUGUAGCUACUCCUUCGGAGAAAUCAACUCAAGUGUUUAUUGUGGACAUCACAAAGCCAUUAUCUUGUCCAGAAGAAAAUGGGGUUUUCCCUGACCCAGGAGAUCAUUACUUUUUUGUGACGUGUAAUCAAGGAAUAGCACAACGGAAAAAGUGUCCAUCAGGAACCAUUUAUAGCAAAGAGAAUAAAGAAUGUAUUAAGGAGAAAGAUGACGAUAAAAAGACAACUGCGAAGAUUUCUGCUCAAGUCAAAUUCCAAAACUUAGCUGGUAAGGAUGUGACCAUCUUAGCUAAACCUGCCAUUGAAAGCAUUGCCAAAGAAAUCGAGUUAAAGCCUGGUUCAAGAGCAACAUUGAAGAUAGACGAAUCAUCCAUGGACGAACCUGUGAUAUUUUCAGCCAAGUGGACUGGUGAAGAAAAUGAACUAUGGUUGAAUGGUAACAAGACGUUUGAAGUGCAGCCAAGGACGGAAGCAAAUUAUACAGUAGAAAUCACUGUAACUGAUCCAGAAUUCUAUUACACUGCAACAACGUAUACAGCUGAUGGUGCAAAUGCAGGAACUGCUGCGAAGAUUUACCUUAAACUUGUUGGCGUGUAUGGUCAGACAAAUGAAAUCCAAUUGGUUGGAAGUGACGAUAAUGUGUUCAAAGCUGGAGAGACAGACACCUUCAAGAUCAAUGCUGGUAAUUUGGGAACAUUACAACGUAUUACCAUUCGAAAUGAUGACAGUAAUAAAGAUGUUAAUUCAUCAGACUGGCAUUUAGAAAAAGUUAUUGUAAACGAUACGUUGGGUAAUUCGUUCAAAUUCCCGGCAAAUGUAUGGCUUUCACAUGAACCAGGAAAACGAUUGGAGAUGACCUUUGAUUUGAACACUGGCGCUGUUGAUAGCAGUGGCGCAUCCAGCGGUGCUCAACCAGUAAACACAGCUAAAUUGGAUGUGGUGAACUCAUUAUUCCGAAAAGUAAACUUAAAGGUAUCAACAUUGGAGAAACCAUUUGAAUUAAAGGAAGAGUAUGUUGGCCAACUUACCAUCACGACACCAAGUAAUGCUGACGUAAACAUGACUGCAGUUGAUGCUGAUAGUGGUGUUUCUUAUUACAUAAAUGGCGAACUUGUUUACAAGGUACCUGUUAGAACUGCUGGCGUAUUAGAGAAGAUAUAUAUCGGUGACAAACGAAACGUCGCUAAAGAACUUAAGAAAUUCCGAAAUUACCAAACGCAUGUUGGAGUUAAGAAAAUGCUAGAGUCCUCAAGAACGGUCUAUGAAAAAGCCCAACGUCAUUCCGCUGUACCUAAAGCAGUAAUUAUGUUAUGGUUGGAUAAUCAUUUGGAGUAUGCAGUUGAAUUAAAGGAAAAGAAAAACAAGAUCAACCCAAUUAUAAUCCAAGGCAGGGAUUCAACAAAGUUUGGCAUAUCCCUUUCCUCAACAGGACCGUUUCAGUUCGAGGCCUUUCCUCUUAAAGGAAGUGAUCAAAAAAGCUUAUUAUUAAAUGAGAAACCAGUCUUGGAGAUUCCAUUGCAAAAGGAUAUUAACCAUUUCGUUCAUGUUGUCAUCACUGAAAGUGGAGACAAUAAAGCUAGUGGUGGUGGGACAGAACAGACAAUACCAAGCGCGCUUUCUGAUAACUCGACUAGCAGUAGUAAUAGCACUGAAGCAUCAAAGCCAGACGAGAAGUUUCCCACAAUGCAAACCAAGAUUAUAUUUAAUAAUAAAAUAAACCAUACGGUGAAAAUAUUCGAUAUUACUGGCGCAUUUAAAGCAUUUGAUGUUCCUGCAAUGCAACAAUAUCAACACACUGCAUCGAUCAAACAUGGUUGGCCAUUGCAGCUGAAAGCUGACAGUGGCAGCAAAGGAGAAAAAGCGUUGCUGAACGGACAGGAUAAGUACAAGUUACUUAUCACGCCCAACGAGAAAGAAGCACACGAGAUUGAUAUAACAAGUGUGGAAACAGAAACUGGUUUAUUAACAGUCAAUGACACUACUAGUAUACCAGUGAUAACAUCAAAGGUUGUCAGUGAUGAAGCAGGGCAGAACACAAUCUUGCUUAAUGUAAAUAAUACCUUAAGUAAACCAAUCCUUGUGACAGAGACCAUCAAUAAUCUUCAACCAAUAGUUAUACCUCCAAACACAGCAUGUAAAGUGGGCUUUUUGAUAAACGGGACUAAAUUUUUAAUUCUAACAGGGAUAGUGCUGGAUGAUUCUGCAGCAGGAAGCCAUGGGGUUUUACUAAAUGGGCACGAGAAUUUGGGCGUUCAAAUCAAGCUAAACCCUCAGGAUUUUAAUAAUAUUGAUGUAACAGGUGACGAUGUUGAUUUAAAUGACGAAUCUGUGAGUAAACCUAUUACACCUGUUUCGCCGCCGAAAAAAGUAGAAUCUUUAAGCGCUGAGGUUGAGAAAGAAACCGAAUCAAAAAUUAAACCCGUCUUGAAUGAAGAAAAUACGCAAGGCAAAAAUGAAUCGAGCAAAACUUUGGCUCCAAAUUGUGUAAAAGCGCCUUCGCAAAAUGAUACAUCAAGUACAGGACCUUCGUGUCAAAAAGGCCCUGAAAAAGAGCCAAUCAUUGUUGAGCAUGAAUUCCAAUCUACUGUAGAAUCUACGGAUGGUAGUACUAAAGUUACUAAUAAUUCAAAUGUUUUAUCUUUGACAAUGGCAACGGAGAACGGUACGGGUAAUGGUACUUAUGUGAAAGUAUCUACUACCACCACUACAGUGGGAGGUAGCAACGAUUCUCGUGUAGAAAACAAAUUGGUGACUAAUGCAAACACAUCCACUAAUAUGAACAAUACUGAAGAAGAUGUAAAGACAGAGGAGAUCAAUAAAAAAAUUGAUAAAGGUGAUAAUAAAACAGAGCAAACUGCGAAACAAGGGAAGCAAGUACAAACAAAUAUGGAGGAAGGAAAAAAUAAUCAAACUAAAGGAGCUGAAAAGGAGAAGAUAAAGGCAGACAAUAAUACUGCUGGAAAUGACACCAAGACGAUCGUUAACAACUUGAGUAAAUUUGAAAACACAACAAGUCACAAUAAAACAGGGAUGGUAAAUUCUAAGGAGAAAGAAGAAAUGGUAAUGAAGUUAAAUGAAACAGACAAGGUAAACAAAAACAAAUCUAAAAACUUCAAAGAAGAUGAAAAAAUGAAAGUCGAAGAGAAAGUUGGAGCCAGCAACAGCUCUUUGGCAAACAAUAACGGUCAAAACAGUGGAAAUGGAAGCAAAAUUGACAACGGCAAAACUACCAGUGUUAAUGCUACUGAUGUCGAGGAAAGUGAAAAGGAGAAAACUAAAGAAGUAAAUAAGAAUAACAAGCAGGAGUUUAAAGAAGAAAAAGCUAAAGAAGGUGAUAAGAACAAAACUAUGGAGAUUGAUAAUAAUCUAGAUGCGUUAAAAAAUAUAAGUGAGGAAGUUAAAGAUAAUAGCACAAAAGGGUUUGACAAAACAAAUACUAAGAACAAAACUACUGUUGGUGAUAAGGAAAAGGCUAAACUAGAAAAUUCUACAGAAUCUGAUACUAAGUAUGGCAAAGCUGAUAAUAAAACAGAGAAGGUAGGGAACAAGACUGAAAAAAAUGAUGAAAAGAACGAAAAAGUUGAUAAAAUAGUCAAUAACGUAACAGAGAAAACAGAAGAGGUAGGGAACAAGACUAAAAAAAUUGGGAAAAAUAACAAAAAAGUUGAUAAAAUAAUCAAUAACGCAACAGAUAAAACAGAACAGAUAGGGAUCAAGACUGAAAAAAAUGAUGAAAAGAACCAAAAAGUUGAUAAAAGCAUUAAUAACGCAACAGAACAAGCAGGAAAUCAUACAGAAAAUAGAAAACCAAAAAAUAAAAAUGGCACUGCUGAUGCAAGUCAUAACAGUGUUACUGUGGCUAAUAAGGAGACUGGAAGUGUCAAAAACAAAACUGAUAAUGCGAAUCAAAACACCACAAAAGUUGAUUAUAGAGAUGAUAAAAACAAGACCGGCAACAUCAAUUUUGUGGAUAAAGUUAGCAAAAACCGAACUGUAUUAAACAACAUAGAAACUGAUAACAAUAAAACACGUCUUGAAAAUGAAGCUAAAACUAACAGCUCAACUGAGAAAAGUCAACAGAGCAAGAAUAUGGACGAACUAGAGCAAAUAAAAGAGAUACUUAAAGAAGGGAAAGUUCAAAAUAAAAGCGACAAUGCAAAUAAGAUUUCAAAAGGAGAUACACUUGCGGCAGAAACCAACACCACCAUAAAUAAUGUUUCAAUAUCAGGAAAAGGAGAUAAUAAAACAGACUUGAAAUCAACUGGAAAAGAUGACGAAGAUGACGACGAAACAGAUCCAGAAGCAAACAUAAAGGAAAUUCCAGAUGUUAGCAAAAUCAAAUCAAAAAAACUGAAAGAAAAUACUCUUGACGAAUUGAUAAAUGGAAAAUUAAAAGUGCAUGGGAAAGAAAAUAAUGCAUCUGCCAUCGACGCAUCAAAUGGAGCUGACAGUGUCAAUAGUAAUAUCACUGAACCGUCAAAUUCAACUAAAAAUGAAACGGGCGCUUUAGAUAAAUUAGAGUCAGGAAAAGAUCCAAAGGUACCCGGAGGUUCUGCAACAGGUACUGGUUCAGCCAGCUCUGCAAGUUCGAGUGCUGGUAGUUCAAGCAGUUCAACAACGCAAGGGGGAAAAGCAACUAGCAAUACAACUGGUACAGGAAGCUCCACAGCCAGUGGACCAACAGACAUGCAGCUUCAGUUUACUGUAGUAAACAAGGCUGAAGAGAAUAUUACUAUUUCGGACAAAACUGGCACGUGGAAGAUGGACUUUCCAAUCGAGAGCGAUGACAGUCAGCCUCAAGUUGCGAUGACGUACAACAAAGAGAAAACAUUAAUUUUCAAUGCCAGCUCACAAGACGGUUCUCAAGAAUUGUUGAUUAAUGGACAGAAAGAGUUUGUUCUUGAUCCAAAUACUGCAACUGGAUUAAAAGGAUUCGUUGUACAUAAGGAAGGAUACGAUUGGAAGUCGGACUUAAAAUUCGGUUCAGUGGGUGGCGAUUCUCAAAGGAAGUUUUCCUACACUGCAGUUAACCAAGCUGGUCAAGAUGUCACCUUGGAAGAGGUGUCUGGAACCAACAUGAAAAUCUCAAUUGUCAAUGGUGGAUUAGUACAAGGAGGUCAGACACUAGCGGGACGAACAAGUACAGAACCAUUAAAGUAUAGAGCCGUGGGAAAGAACGGAAAGGAACUGCAAGUAAAUGGAAAAAAUGAAUAUGUGUUAAGUGAUGUCAAAUCAGGCAAUGAUGUAAAAACUCUUGUUAUCCAUAAUUCCGGUGAUGACUGGAAGAAAUAUGUUGACGCUGAUGGUAACAUUCCAGUAACAUCUGGUAACGCGUACAUGUUUAUCGUACCUAAUAUGAUUGAAGGUGAUAUUACAUUGACAGAAGAAACAGGUACUGGACUGACAAUGGACAUACAGAAAGGAGAUAUGGCACAAUUUAACAUCCCUAUGAGUACUCGAAAUAACCAAGCUUUCAGCUUUAAAGCUAUUGAGAAAGAUACCAAAACAGAAGUUCUACUUAAUGGGCAAAAAGACUUUGUAGUUGAUCAACCAGAAGCUGCAACGUUGACACCUAUAGUUGCACACAAGGAAGGUCAACCCUGGGAGAAAGUUCAGUCAUCGUUCUUAGGUACUGGUAACACAGGAGCAAUGAACGCCUUAAAACUUGUAUUUUCGAAUGGUAAAGGAGAAGAUGACAUUGUGAUUAAGGAAGAAAACGGAAAUUUCAAAGAGUUAGUUGUACCGAAGGGAGCGAUAAUGAUGACUGUGAAUUUAAGAAUACCCGAGCGAAUCUCCAAACUGAACAUAACUUCCCAUCAGUCUACCUCAAAACAGAAUAUUCAAUUAAAUGGAGAAGGCUUCCUAUUAAUUGACCCCAAAACACCUCCAGCACUUAUAGUAGUACAUAAGAAAGGCGUUGAUUGGCAAAAAGAGAUAUCUUCUAUUCAGUCAAAUGCUCAGACGGGUAUGACUGGAAGUACGACAUCGGGUGGGCAACAGAAAACGUUUAAAAUACACGUGAGAAAUGAUGUUGAUCAGAAUAUACAAUUCCGUGAAACAGCCCCAGCUGUUGGUCCUGUAGUUGAGGUUCCUAAAGAUGUCACUGCAGGAGUGGAUUAUGUAGACAGAGACCAGAUGGGUAAAUUGGUGUUUGAAGCUGUCGGGAAAAAUAAGGAAACUGGCAAGGAAAUUAAGUUCUUAUUAAAUGGCCAACCAAAUUUUGUUGUGGAUGAGCAAAAUUUAUCAUCCACUGGUGAAUUUGUUGUGGUUCACAAACAAGGUGACGAAUGGGAAAAGACACUGGCGAGCAUGAGACAGAAAGCUGCUGCCGGAGGCACACCACUAGGCGGAAGCAUGGCAACUCUAGGCGGAAGCACGGUUAUGCCAGGAGGAAUAAACGGAACAACUACAACGAUGACUAGUGACGGCUCCCACACAACUAUGGGAGGGGGCAUGGCUAAUGGUCAGAACGGUAAUAUGACAACCACAAGUGGUAGUAACGGAGCUGGUGGGAGUAUGAAUAUGGGUGGGAUUGGCGGGAUAUCUACAAUCAGCAAUGGAAUGACAGGCGGUUCAAACGAAACAACAGUUAUAAGUGGAAAUGGUGACAUGACCUCUACUAGCGGAGGAAAUGGAGGAGCAACAGGAGGCCAAAGCGGAAACACGGCUAUUGGACAAAGUGGCGGAAUGACCACGGUUGGCAGUGGUAGUAGUGGAAUUAGCAGUGGCCAAAAUGGAAGUACCACAACGGGUAGAAAUGGUGGAAUGACCACUGUUGGCGGCGGUGGUAUGAAUGGUAUGGCUGGUGCUGGUGCUGAAAUUACCACAAUUGGCGGUGGUAGCAGUGGAAUGAAUGGAGGCCAAAAUGGAAGUACCACAAUGGGUGGAAGUGGUGGAAUAACCACCAUUGGUAACGGUGGUGGUGGAAUGACAAUUAGCGGUGGCAUGAAUGGCAUGGCCGGUGGUCAGAACGGAAGUAUGGCUCUAGGAGGGUCUGGUGGAAUGACCACAAUUGAAGGUGGGGGUAGUGGAAUGGGUGGCGGUCAAAACGGAAGUACAAAUUUAGGUGGUACUAUCGGUGGAAUUGAUGGUAUAGGCGGAGGUCAAAAUGGUAAUUCCAAGUCAGUGCAAGGUGGAGGCGGACCUGCUGUUGGAAACUUUUUUAUGCUGAAUGCAGCAAACCUUGCAAAUGAGGAUGCUGUCCUCAAACAGGAGGAUGGACAAGAAUUCCCGAUCAAUAAAAAAGCAACGUUAUCAGCAGGACUUCAAGGGAACGGUUCCUAUGUAUUUACUGCAAAAGGUAAAUCCGGGACCUCGUUAUACAUCGAUGGAGAAUUAAAAAAGACGCUAACAGAAGCAGACAUGCCAGCUACAUUAGUUGUCCAUGAAAAAGAUCAAGAUUGGGAAGAUGAAUACAAUGCGAUGAAAAUGACAGACACGUCCGGUGAAAUUGGUGACGGUGGUACUACAAAUGGUAUGCUUAUUCCCAUCGCGAAUAUAGCUGAUCCAUCGAAAGCUAUCACAGUGAAAGUGAAAGGCGAUUCCAUAGAUUAUGAUAUCUUACAGUACGGUAAUAUCCCAUUGAGUGGUAAAGAUGAGUAUACGCUCUCCACCGUAGAUGGGAAAUUAUUGAAUGGUGAAGAGACGUUAAAGAUUCAAGCUGGGAAACCAAUUGCUGUUAUCAUACACAACAAAGGACAAGAAUGGUCUAAAUCUAAAGAUAGCCUUCAACCAUUACUUACUGCCAGUAACGCCAUGGGUGGCAACGGCAUGGGUGGCAUGUCUGGUAUGACUGGUAUGAAUGGUAUGACCGGUAUGAAUGGAAACACUGGCAUGAACGGAAUGACCGGUAUGAACGGAAUGACCGGUAUGAACGGAUUGACCGGUAUGAACGGAAUGACCGGUAUGAAUGGAAUGACCGGUAUGAAUGGAAUGACCGGUAUGAAUGGAAUGACCGGUAUGAAUGGAAUGACCGGUAUGAAUGGAAUGACAAAUACAGGUGGGUUAUCUGGUGUGAGCGGGGUAAACGGUGGAAAUGCUUCAUCAACCAGCAUCAGUGGUAUGGGUGGUGUAAAUGCUACGGGGAUGUCCGCUAUGGACGGUAUAAAUGCCAUGAAUAGUAUGACAACUGGAAGCCAUGGUAGUGGUGAUUUGCGACCCGUUUCCGUCAAACUAAUAAAUAAAGCCAGCAAAGAUGCUACUAUAUUAGUCAAUAACAAUGAACCUCGGAACGUCCCACAGGGGUCUAUAAUAACCAUGAACUUUAUGCUGUCUGCUCAGCAGCCACUUCUUUUAACGGCGACAUCAGGGCCAGAAACCCUUCUUCUUAAUGGACAGUCGGGAUUUACAUUAAAUAGCGAAGGUUUGGUGGAUGAAAUUAUAAUAACAGAUAAAUCAGGCUCGUCUACAACCAACAGUUCAGCCCCACCAAUGAUGGGUGGCCACCAAACACUCUACGGAAAGCUCAACUUUAAAAACCAAGCUGACAAAGAAGUUAAAAUAUCUGAGUUGUCUGGUAUAGGGGAGCCAACCAUGCUCUCUCCCAACUACGUUAGCACGUUCUUUGUGAAAUCUCCCAAAGUUAGUGCAACGUUUCGGGCAGAAGACCCCGUAAGUAAGGAGGAAUAUCUACUUAAUGGAAAAGAUCGGUUUGAGAUAAAACUCAGUGAAAAUCCAAAAUCCGAAACAGACGUGAUAAUUUCGAAAGACACCGCGGCGAAACGUGCACACGAAGUAACUAAUCAAAUAUGCCAAGAGCCAGUUGACACAGGACCAUGCAUCACUGCUCUACAAUACGAAACGCAAGUUGAAACUGCACAAGGAAAGAGCGAAACUUGCAAAAAAUAUUUGGAGGACUUACUAAACAAAUGUAGUUGGAGAAAUACUUCGUACAUCGCUGCUGAUUGCGUAAAAAGUUGCAAUGCAAACGAUUCCGAAGUAUGCGAUAGAAUAUGGAACAUAGAUAAAUGCACAACAACGAUGACAAGAUACAGCUAUUCGCCGGCUACGAAAUGUGCUGCAAUUAAAUUCGGCGGUUGCCUUGGAAACAAUAAUAAUUUUGCCACUCCCCAGGAGUGUUCAAACGCUUGUUUACCAGAAACAAAGGAGAAACGAGUCGUACGGAAUAUAUACGAGCGAAGAAUGAAAAAGGUAUUAAAUAGAGCGAAAUUGGUCGAAACUUUGUCUCAGUUAUACCGUUAAAAUUCCAUAUGUGACCGUUUAUUCAAGUGUUGAACACUUGACAAAAAAGACUGAUGAAACGCGAACUGACGCGAAAUUUAUGAAAGAUAUGUAAGAAGAAAUAUUUUGAUAGACUGCUAUAUUAUUAUGAAGAAUGAAGGAAAAAACGAAGAAAUGAAGAGUUUUUAUAUGAGAUUUCUUCCAUGGAGGAAGAUGAAAAUGUUACUCGAGUAAUGUAGUAACAUGAAGAAGAGAUACGCACGUUAUUUAUUUUUUUAAAAUUAAAAAUUAAAUUUGUAAAUUAUAUUUUAGGAUGAACAGAGUAAAAUUCUAUUUUUAGUUGAAAUUAAAAAAUUGUAUUUUCCUGAUUGAUAAGAGAAAUAAAAUUAACUAAAUCUGAUUAAAAAA
Molecule: messenger RNA, 28868 nt
Organism: Hydractinia symbiolongicarpus
Lineage: Eukaryota; Metazoa; Cnidaria; Hydrozoa; Anthoathecata; Hydractiniidae
Exons: 61
Coding region: 213-28481 (9422 amino acids)
Cellular component (GO): extracellular region
Molecular function (GO): protein binding; chitin binding; serine-type endopeptidase inhibitor activity
Source: RefSeq, a predicted model, not a curated record